UUUCAGCUUAAAAGUGAAAAAUAUAUGUGCUUUUGGUAGAUCAUUCGGUAGAAUGUUUGUAUUUUUUAAACUUGUAACUGUAAAUGUACUGGAGGAGCAGGGACUGUUCUGGAAAAAACUGCUACUAUCGGGACUUGGAUGCGCACCUGCACAAACACUGAUCCUAAAACUAAUCGUUUGAUGGAGUCUUUUCAAAGGAAAAAUAUGAAGACCACUGGUCAAACAGACUCCUGUGACCCGCGUCUGAACUCGCACAAACUGCCGCUCAAACAGCGUGAGAAACUGGCUCAGAUGAAAGAAGGUGUGCGCCAGUUUUUUUUGUUUUUUUUUUCCUUCUUUUUUUGUCACAGCCUAUGGGUGGAGAGUCUGCACCUGUGUGCGCAAUCGUUGCGUUUCCUCCACUCCAGACAUCGCUUUUGCACCAUCAGGACGCACCGGCAAAGCCCACCUGAGUCAUGGAUGCUGAGGAGAAGCCCAUCGGUGAGCGGGGAGUGCAGCUCCUGGACAUCAGCUCCACGCCUGAGGAGGCUCCUCCGCUGGAGAAGCCGCCCUAUUCGUACGUGGCUCUGAUUGCCAUGGCAAUCAAGGACAGUCGGGACCAGAGAAAAACCCUGGGCGGAAUCUAUCAGUACAUCAUCUCCAAGUUUCCUUAUUAUGAGAAGAACAAGAAAGGAUGGCAGAACAGCAUAAGGCACAACUUAUCUCUGAACGAAUGCUUCGUCAAAGUCCCCCGGGAGAACGGAGGGGACAAGAAGGGCAACUUCUGGAUGCUGGACCCCGCUUGUGAGGACAUGUUUGAGAAGGGAAACUAUCGGCGGCGGAGGAGGGUGAGGAGAACCUACAGACCCCCCAGUGCCCCCUGCACGACAGGGAAUCCGGUGGAGUAUCCGGAGCCUCUAUACCAUUACCUGCAGCCGGCUUAUAUGACUAACUCCUGGAGCCUUUGCGCGCCCGGUUCGUCCCCGCAGACGGCCUACCCGGCGCCGCAGGUGGUCUCUCCUCAACCCCGCAGUCUGUCCCCCAGCGGCCCCUUCUACCCUCCUCAUUUCUUCCAGCACGCCGUGUACGGAGGCCACCACCGCCAUCCCUCUGUGCUGGUUCCACACAACGGAUGGCCUUACGGCGGAGUCACCCAGCCCAUGUGCCCGGAUGGAGGCAGCGCGGCCGUGGCGUGCGGCUACCAGCAGCUCGCGCCCUACGGGAGGCAGACAGAGUCCCCGGCGCUGGGCUUCCAGUCAGACCCGUGACUGACCUGAACAUCUUAAUCCGCCCUUUUCACCAUUUCAGUUCGGAUGUGGCUAUGUCAAGGUUACUGUUUCAGGUUUCACAAAAGUUAAGGUUCUGUUCGGAUAAGGAUCUGCAAGUACUGUCAUCGAUAAAACCGCUUCUUCUUGUUUUAUCGUAAUACAACUGUAUGAGUUGACAGUCAAAAGACAGUGUUUUUGUUACUCCAUUUCUCCUUUGUUUUUACCGAUGUUUACUUUAUUUAUUAAUUUAUUUUUCUUCCUGGCUUUUUUCAUUAAAUUCUGACAACUGAAGCACUGACCAGUUACAACGUUGGAAUGUUUUCUAGAUGUUUAGAUGUCUAGAUGUUUCUAGUUUGAUUUUGAUCGUGGUUGUUCAAAUAAAUUGUUGUUUUGCUAUUGAUUUGCCUGUUUUAUUUUUAUAAUUAUAAGGAGGAUCAAGACUAAGUUUAAACACACUGUGAGACUUUCCUUAUGAACUCUAUUGAA
Molecule: messenger RNA, 1733 nt
Organism: Oryzias latipes (Japanese medaka)
Lineage: Eukaryota; Metazoa; Chordata; Actinopteri; Beloniformes; Adrianichthyidae
Gene: foxl2l
Product: forkhead box L2-like
Biological process (GO): anatomical structure morphogenesis; regulation of transcription by RNA polymerase II; cell differentiation
Molecular function (GO): RNA polymerase II cis-regulatory region sequence-specific DNA binding; DNA-binding transcription factor activity, RNA polymerase II-specific
Source: RefSeq, a predicted model, not a curated record